CGUCAUCAAAUUUAGAUGGCAUUAAUGUUUCGUACCGUACAGAAACUUAUUCAUCAAACAGAUGAGUCACGGUAUAACCAAGUAAACUCAAGUAUUCGUAACAUAGAAUAGAUAAUAAUGUUUUUAACGAAUAUAUUAUUAAAGAAAGCAAAAAGCAAAUCAAUCUUAGUUUUAGUAGAAAGUAUAGUAAGCGGCCAUACUAGGCAUAUGGUUAGAGAAAGAGUUGCUGAUAAAAUAGAAGUCAUACAAUUUGAUCCAUAUAUUCAAACAAUGGCAAUCUAUAGAGAAAAGAAAAAAAUACGAGGUAUAAGUUGA
Messenger RNA from Vespula pensylvanica (western yellowjacket), 315 nucleotides. It is a transcript of the gene mRpL33, whose product is annotated as 39S ribosomal protein L33, mitochondrial. The record is from RefSeq and is a predicted model, not a curated record. Gene Ontology annotation, biological process: translation. The transcript is spliced from 3 exons. Gene Ontology annotation, cellular component: mitochondrion. The coding region runs from base 118 to 315 and encodes 65 amino acids. Lineage: Eukaryota; Metazoa; Arthropoda; Insecta; Hymenoptera; Vespidae.